UGCCUCCGGCUGCCAGGGGAGCGAGCUGGGGGAACGGAGCGCGGUGGCGGCAGUAGCUGCAGCUGCAGCGCCCGAGAAGGGAGCUGUCUGGCCAGGCGUCGUCGAACCGGGGCGCGCGACUGCGACAGGUGGUCCUCUUGCUUUAGGACGGCUGCUGGCGGAUCCGACCUCUCCGUCUCCCAGCCGCUAAGACCACAACUCCGGCUGCCUGAGCUGCGUCACCCGACCGACGUAAACAAGCGCCACGGAGAUCCAGCCGAUUCGAGAUCUGAAGCUUGGGAGCGAAGCCGAGAAGGGCGAGGCGCAAUCCCGUUUCCGAGGCGCGUCCUCAGUCCUGCCGCCAGGAUGAUCUCCGACCCAGAGAGAUCCCAAGCGCCCCCGGGAUCGGCGAGCGCACCCCGUGGCUGAGUUAGAGGCACCCAUUAGGCACCCAUUAGGCUCCUGACUCCCGAGGAGACUCUCCAGAUGCGUGUCGACUCCCGCUCUUUCAAACCGGGAGAGGACGGCCUGCGCUGCGCUACCCCUUGGAAACCCGGAGAAGGAGCAUAGUUCCGACGACCGAACCAUCCUGGACAGCAGCGGAAGCAAGUCUCCUGGGCCGUGGCAAGCAGGGGCAUUACCCACUGAGCCAGCUGACCCACUUGAUCGCUUGGCUCCUGGCCAGCACCGUGACAGCUCAGAGACAGUUGCAGCUCUCCUUGCCAGUCGGGAUCCUGGCGGUUCCCACACCCUCCAGCUGUGGGGCAGCCUUGGUGCCCAGAGCAGGGGUGACACUGUCCAGAGAUGCCCUGGGGAGUCGUAGGUUUCCUGCUGGUGCUCCUUCAAGGGUCGUGGACUCUGCAGAGAGCAGAAUUGUCUGAAUGUUUUAUGGUGAAUGGAGCUGAUUAUCGGGGACUGCAGAACAGAACUGCGCCUGGAACUGCUGGGCGACCCUGUCUCUACUGGAACCAGACCCGAGAGCAUGCCUACAACACGGCCAAGUACCCCAAUGGCGAGUGGGGGCUGGGCAGUCACAAUUACUGCCGAAACCCAGACGGUGAUGUCCAGCCCUGGUGCUACAUCUCAGAGAAUGAGGAAGGGAUCUACUGGAAAUAUUGUGACAUCUCAACCUGCCACAUGCCUGGAUAUGUUGGUUGCUUCCUGGACUCUGGUACUCCCCCAGCACUAAGUGGGAGCAGCGGCACCUCCACCAAGCUCACAGUGCAAGUUUGCCUCAGUUUCUGUCGCAAGCGGGGCUACAAGUUUGCUGGAGUAGAAGCUGGUUAUGCCUGUUUCUGUGGUCAUGAAGGGGAUGUCCAGCACAGCCAGCAAGUGAGUGCUGUGGAAUGUGAUCAAGUCUGCUUUGGCAAGUCCAGUGAACUGUGUGGGGGAGAUGGUCGGAUUGGCAUAUACAAUGUCUCCAUGGGGGCUUGUCAGGGGAACUUCAGUGAUCUCUCUGGAGUAAUCUACUCUCCACAGUUCCCGGAUGACUAUGAGGCCAACAGCAACUGCAGCUGGGUCCUGUACCCUACAGGCUGUGAUUCUGUAGAGCUCAGCUUCCGGAUCUUUGACGUGCAUGAUCCAAACGACCGCCUGGAGGUGCGGGAUGGACACAGCAACCUCUUACUGGCCCAGUUUGAUGGGCGCCGAAGGCCGGGACCACCUCUGCUCUUCCCCACAGACUAUCUUUCCCUCUCCUUCCAGUCAGACCAGUUUCUGCAAGCCCAAGGCUUUGCCAUCUUGUAUCGAGGAGUGAAAGCUUCCUCGGUCAACUUACGGACCCUUCCAGGUGAUGGAUCCCAUCUGGUCCCCACCUCUUCUGAUUGGCUGAACUCCACCUGGACCUACAGUGCCAAUGACUCUGCCAUUGGGGUUGGAGCUUGGGUGAUGUAUACGGCCACAGGGACCUUCAUCUUAGCCAUCAUCAUCGUCUCAUAUCAUUUGCGCAAGAGGACCUGCCUUUUUGUGCAAAAGAAGACAGGGAAUUCUUUAGUCCCAUUCUCCUCCAAAGGGCCACGGAACCGCUGCCAGUGUCUCGGAGGUGAGGCAUGGGCUGUAGCCUACCGACAUACCCGUGUGGUGAUCUGCACCACGCGUGGGGCCCCCCAUCACCGUCCUCUGCACAAUGGGGGCAGAGUUGCUGGAGGAGACGACGAGACGUCCUCCGAUUGCUCGUGCCUGUGCCACAGCUAUGAGAACCUUUCUUCCACUAACCAGUCCUCUCUCAAAUCUCUCAUCUCCACCAUCUGAGGAGCUCAAACCCUGCAGUUUGUGACUUUUACUGCCAGACCAUUAAGGCGGACCUUCCUUGUUUCGUUAGGGACAAAAAGACUGGGGCCUUGUCAUGUUCAGCCACUCAAGAUGGGAGGCAGUGGCUCUAUGACAUA
Molecule: messenger RNA, 2366 nt
Organism: Candoia aspera
Lineage: Eukaryota; Metazoa; Chordata; Lepidosauria; Squamata; Candoiidae
Gene: KREMEN2
Product: kringle containing transmembrane protein 2
Exons: 9
Coding region: 784-2229 (481 amino acids)
Biological process (GO): multicellular organism development
Cellular component (GO): plasma membrane
Source: RefSeq, a predicted model, not a curated record